This is a messenger RNA of Mauremys reevesii (Reeves's turtle), 1958 nucleotides long. Its product is annotated as inositol 1,4,5-triphosphate receptor associated 1-like. Gene Ontology annotation, cellular component: endoplasmic reticulum membrane. The transcript is spliced from 17 exons. Bases 598 to 1878 code for a protein of 426 amino acids. The record is from RefSeq and is a predicted model, not a curated record. NCBI's taxonomy places the organism in Eukaryota, Metazoa, Chordata, Testudines, Geoemydidae.
CAUUGGCUUGUUUCUUGCUUGUUGCUGAGCCAUGCCCUCCACACAGAUCUAACCAAUCAUGCCUGCAGCAUCAGCAGCCACUGUCAUCUGAGCAGCAUGCUUUGCAAGCAAAGGACUGGAUAAUCCCCCACCAUCGCAGUUGUUUCUGUUUGAAAGCAGGUUAAGGAAGCUUUGGAGGGAGCCUGGGAAGGAUGUGGCUGUAGUAGGCUGCAUCAGUUAAGGGGGUGGUAGAUCUCACAGCGGCGCACAAGGCGUGUAAGCCCAGAAUCCAGAAAAAGCAGCUGCUGCUCACGUCUGAGGGAGCCUGUGGAAGUCUUCUAUCAGCUUCCCACCUCACUCCACUGACAGAUCCCUGGCAGUCUGGAAUUCAGAGAUCAAGGUAGGGUCACCUCACAAAAUCUACGUAUUGAUCCUUCCAGCAGGCUCACACAGGAUAAGCAAUAUGUGGGUUUGAGGAGGCUGCCUGGUCGCUCUGCUCUCCGCUGAUCCCAGACUCCUGAAGAGAAGAACUGCAGGUGCUUGAAUCCAUUUGGACCGGCCGGUGAAGAGCCACUGAGGCAGCAGCGACAGAGCUGGCCAGACUUGCGCAACCUUCACAUGCAGGAACAAAUGAGCCUUUCCCAGGAAGGCUCUGGAAGGUUUUCGGCUGCGAGAAGGCAGAGCACAGAGCAUACAGAUGAGGAGCGUGGCCAGGUGGCUGGAUCUAGGAAAAGGGAGCUGAGCGUGCAGUUUGGGGACAGCGGUGAGAGUGAUGAAGAUCCUGACCCUCCCGAGGACCCGCUGCUGAACUCUCUGCCUGAGCUCUCGGUGCUGGAGCGGCUGGGCCUGCACAGAGUGGCUUUAACCGAGCAGGACGUGGAGGCAGCGUUUACGCACUUAGCACUGGCCUUCCGCUGUGACAUGUUCACCCUGCGGCGGCGGGUGCAGGUGGAGGAGCGGGUGCGGGACGUGGCAGAGGAGAACAUUCAGCAGGAGCUGGAGGAGUGCCGGGCAGCGCUGCAGAGGCUGAGCCUGUCCUGCGUCGACCCCAAGCGCAAGGAGCUGGUCGGGCAGUUGCAGCAAAGCCUGACGGUGCUGGCGGGGUCUGUUGAGCGGGCGACGAGCGCGGCAGAGAAGCUGGGGGCCGUCCAUCAGGAGGCGCGGAUGAGCCGGGCGGCAGAGGUGAUGGUGCAGCAUGUGGAGAACCUGAAGAGGCAUCACUUGCGGGAGCACACGGAGCUGGAGGAAAUGAAGCGGCUGAUCCAGCAGAACUCCCGCAACCGACAGCUGGCUGAGAACAGGGAUGACGGUGAGCAGAGACUGAAACCGCCCCUGAUGCGAACGUUCCAGCAGGCGUCGGCACGUCGGAGAGUCAGCAUCGCAGUCAUUCCCAAGCAGCUCACGCUGUUUCCCAGCCCCGAAAGUGGGCGAGCGCCGGAGGGGGAGGCACCCAAGGUGACGUGGGAGAGCAGUCCUAGCACCGAGAGGGAAACCUGCUGCCUCCAGGAGGACUCCACCGAUGGAUACUUCAUCCUACGCUCAGACUCCUCCAACUCCUUGCACCAAAGCCAUCCACAGGCAGACAGAACUGAGUGUGAGGGGGACAGAGGCCGCUACGCAGAAGGGAGCGAGCCGGAGCUGUGGAGAAGGGGAAGCACCAGCAAGCCCAUGAAAGAGGAACCUGAUGGGGCAUCAGACAGCGGUGGGCUGACGGAGGAGCUGGAGCAGCUUAGUCGGAGGUCCCUAGCAUCUGAGAAAGAGAUCCCCCGGCCGUGGGUCUUUCUGCCCCAGUACUACUGGCUUUUCCUGUGGCUGCUUUUCCUGGGCCUCACCUGCCUGGUUCUGAUGCGGAUUCUGGAGCUGCAGAAACAGCAGCCAGCACCAACCCUCAACUCCUAGCAUGAAAGAGGACUCAGCCUGAGAAACACAAACGUGCCACCCCAGGCUUACUUUUAAAAAAUAAAAUAAUAAAACCCGGA